AUGAGAAGCGAAAGGACUGCCCUCACGCACCGAAUCACUGACGAAGAGGAGUCGGCGAUCGUUUACGAUUCUCUCGACACCUGGUGGUACAAGCUCCAGCAGAAGAAGUUGUGGAUCGGAAUCGGCGUGGUGGUUGUGGUUGCGGUGCUGGCCGCCGUGGUGCUGAUCGUUGCGUUGAGCGCCGGCCUGUCCGAUGACGACGACAAUGACAACAAGCACAAGGGCACCAACUACUAUGAGAGCGUGACCGCAACGAACAUCCAGAAGCACCUGGCCAAGCUCUUUGCUACGGUGCGUGUGCCUUACCACUCUCUUUGCUGCUACAACAUGCCUCACAUCUAA
This is a messenger RNA of Acanthamoeba castellanii str. Neff, 342 nucleotides long. RefSeq lists its product as uncharacterized. The coding region runs from base 1 to 342 and encodes 113 amino acids. The record is from RefSeq and is a predicted model, not a curated record. Lineage: Eukaryota; Discosea; Longamoebia; Acanthamoebidae. The transcript has 3 exons.